CCCGCAUCACCAAGCCCCCCCAGGACCAGAGUGUCAUCAAGGGUACCCAGGCCUCCAUGGUGUGCGGUGUGGCCCAUGACCCCCGGGUGACCAUCAGGUAUGCCUGGGAGAAGGACGGGGCCACCCUGGCCAUGGAGAGCAACCCCCGCAUCCGCCUGGACAAAAACGGCUCCCUGCACAUCUCGCAGACGUGGUCGGGGGACAUUGGCACCUACACCUGUCGCGUGCUCUCAGCUGGAGGCAACGACUCGCGCAGUGCUCACCUGCGUGUCAGGCAACUGCCUCACGCUCCUGAGCACCCGGUGGCCACUCUCAGCACCUCGGAGCGGCGGGCCAUCAACCUGACGUGGGCCAAACCCUUCGAUGGCAACAGCCCCCUGAUCCGCUAUGUCCUGGAGAUGUCAGAGAACAAUGCUCCCUGGACCGUGCUCCUGGCCAGUGUGGACCCUGAGGCUACCUCGGUGAUGGUCAAGGGCUUGGUUCCCGCGCGCUCCUACCAGUUCCGCCUCUGUGCAGUCAACGACGUGGGGAAAGGACAGUUUAGCAAGGACACGGAGAGGGUCUCUCUCCCUGAGGAGCCCCCCACAGCCCCUCCACAGAAUGUAAUUGCCAGCGGCCGGACCAACCAGUCCAUUAUGAUCCAGUGGCAGCCGCCUCCUGAGAACCACCAGAAUGGCCUCCUCAAAGGCUACCUCAUCAGGUACUGCCUGGCCGGGCUGCCUGUUGGGUACCAGUUUAAGAACAUCACGGAUGCUGACGUCAACAAUCUGCUGCUGGAGGACCUCAUCAUCUGGACCAACUACGAGAUCGAGGUGGCCGCCUACAACAGCGCUGGGCUGGGUGUCUACAGCAGCAAAGUCACCGAGUGGACGCUGCAGGGAGUCCCCACAAUCCCUCCGGGCAACGUGCAUGCAGAAGCCACCAAUUCCACAACCAUCCGUUUCACCUGGACCGCCCCCAGCCCUCAAUUCAUCAAUGGUAUCAACCAGGGUUACAAGCUCAUCGCCUGGGAGCCGGAGCAGGAAGAGGAGGUUACCAUGGUAACUGCCCGGCCCAACUUUCAAGACAGCAUCCACGUGGGCUUCGUGUCUGGCCUGAAGAAGUUCACUGAGUACUUCACCUCUGUGCUAUGCUUCACCACUCCCGGAGACGGGCCUCGCAGCAGCCCCCAGCUGGUGCACACCCAUGAGGAUGUGCCUGGGCCUGUAGGACACCUGAGCUUCAGUGAGAUCCUGGACACCUCGCUGAAGGUCAGCUGGCAGGAGCCGGGGGAGAAGAACGGCAUCCUCACAGGGUACCGGAUCUCCUGGGAGGAGUAUAACCGAACCAACACACGCGUGACACACUACCUGCCCAACGUGACCCUGGAGUACCGCGUCACGGGCCUCACUGCGCUCACCACUUACACCAUCGAGGUGGCCGCCAUGACCGCCAAGGGCCAGGGCCAGGUCUCCGCCUCUACCAUCUCCUCCGGGGUGCCUCCAGAACUCCCAGGGGCCCCCACCAACCUGGGCAUUUCCAACAUUGGCCCCCGCUCCGUGACCUUGCAGUUCAGGCCAGGCUACGACGGGAAAACCUCCAUCUCCCGCUGGCUGGUGGAGGCCCAGGUGGGCGUCGUCGGGGAGGGAGAAGAGUGGCUGCUGAUUCACCAGCUCACCAACGAGCCCGACGCCCGCUCCAUGGAGGUGCCUGACCUCAACCCCUUCACCUACUACAGCUUCCGCAUGCGCCAGGUGAACAUCGUGGGCACUAGCCCACCCAGCCAGCCUUCUAGAAAGAUCCAGACCCUCCAGGCGCCCCCUGACAUGGCCCCGGCCAACGUAACCCUGCGCAUGGCCAGCGAGACCAGCCUGUGGCUCCGCUGGAUGCCUCUCCCGGAGAUGGAAUACAACGGGAGCCCCGAGUCGGUGGGCUACAAGAUUAAAUACAGCCGGGCAGACGGACAUGGCAAGACGCUGAGCCACGUGGUCCAGGACCGCGUGGAACGGGAGUACACCAUCGAGGACCUGGAGGAGUGGACGGAGUACCGCGUCCAGGUCCAGGCCUUCAACGCCAUCGGGAGCGGGCCCUGGAGCCAGACAGUGAUGGGCAGGACUCGGGAGUCAGUCCCGUCCUCUGGCCCCACCAACGUGUCUGCCCUGGCCACCACCUCCAGCAGCAUGCUGGUACGCUGGAACGCGGUCCCCGAGGCCGACCGCAAUGGGCUCGUGCUGGGUUACAAGGUGAUGUACAAGGAGAAGGACUCGGACUCGCAGCCCCGAGUCUGGCUGGUGGAAGGGAACUCGUCACGCAGCGUCCAGCUGACAGGCUUGGGCAAAUACGUGCUCUAUGAGAUCCAGGUGCUGGCCUUCACGCGCAUCGGCGACGGCAGCCCCAGCCACCCUCCCAUCCUGGAGCGGACACUGGAUGACGUCCCGGGACCACCCAUGGGCAUCCUGUUCCCAGAAGUGAGGACCACGUCGGUGAGGCUGAUCUGGCAGCCCCCUGCUGCCCCCAACGGCAUCAUUCUGGCUUACCAAAUCACACACCGGCUCAAUGCCACCACAGCCAACACUGCCACGGUGGAAGUGCUGCCGCCCAGUGCCCGCCAGUACACGGCCACCGGCCUCAAGCCAGAAUCUGUCUACCUGUUCCGCAUCACGGCCCAGACCCGCAAGGGCUGGGGAGAGGCCACCGAGGCCUUGGUCGUGACCACUGAGAAGAGAGACCGCCCCCAGCCCCCCAGCAAGCCCGUGGUGCAGCAGGAGGACGUGAAGGCACGCAGCGUGCUGCUGUCCUGGGAGCCGGGCAGCGACGGGCUGUCCCCCGUGCGGUACUACACCAUCCAGACCCGGGAGCUGCCCAGCGGCAAGUGGGCGCUGCACUCGGCCUCCGUGAGCCACAACGCCUCCGCCUUCCUGGUGGACAGGCUCAAGCCUUUCACAACCUACAAGUUCCGAGUAAAGGCGACCAAUGACAUCGGGGACAGCGAGUUCAGCGAGGAGUCAGAACCACUAACCACCCUGCAGGCCGCCCCCGACGAAGCACCCACCAUCAUCUCGGUGACACCCCACACCACCACCUCCGUGCUGAUCAGAUGGCAGCCGCCAGCCGAGGACACAAUCAAUGGCAUCCUCCUGGGCUUUCGGAUUCGGUACCGGGAGCUGCUCUACGAUGGGCUGAGGGGUUUCACGCUGCGAGGCAUCAACAACCCAGGGGCCAAGUGGGCAGAGCUGACCUCCUUGUUCUCCACGCGGAACCUGACCCAGCCCAGCCUCACGCAGUACAAGCUGGACAACCUGAACAAGCACCGGCGAUAUGAAAUCCGAAUGAGCGUGUACAAUGCCGUGGGCGAGGGGCCCUUGAGCCCCCCACAGGAGGUCUUUGUCGGGGAGGCAGUGCCCACGGCAGCACCCCGCAAUGUGGCCGUCCAUGGACCCACGGCCACACAGCUAGACGUGACGUGGGAGCCACCCCCACUGGAGAGCCAGAAUGGAGACAUCCAAGGCUACAAGAUUUAUUUCUGGGAAGAACAGCAGCGGAACCUCACGGAACGGGUGAAGACACUUUUCCUGGCUGAGAACGGCGUGAAACUGAAGAACCUGACCGGCUACACCACCUACAUGGUCAGCGUGGCAGCUUUCAACGCUGCAGGGGACGGGCCUCGGAGCGCCCCCACCCGGGGCCAGACCCAGCAAGCAGCCCCCAGCGCUCCCAGCUCCGUCAAGUUCAGUGAGCUGACCACAACCUCGGUGAAUGUGUCCUGGGAGGCCCCACAGUUCCCCAACGGUGUCCUGGAGGGCUACCGGCUGGUGUAUGAGCCCUGCACCCCCGUGGAUGGAGUCAGUAAGAUCGUGACGGUGGACGUGAAGGGGAACAGCCCUCUGUGGCUGAAGGUGAAGGACCUGGCUGAGGGCAUGACCUACCGGUUCCGCAUCAGAGCCAAGACCUUCACAUACGGGCCCGAGAUCGAAGCCAACAUCACCACGGGCCCAGGAGAAGGUGCCCCGGGACCCCCUGGAGUGCCCAUCAUCGUGCGCUACAGCUCUGCCAUCGCCAUCCACUGGUCCAGCGGAGACCCCGGCAAAGGGCCCAUCACCCGCUACGUCAUAGAGGCCCGGCCUUCAGACGAGGGGCUGUGGGACAUCCUCAUCAAAGACAUCCCCAAGGAGGUGACCUCCUACACAUUCAGCAUGGACAUCCUGAGGCCGGGCGUGAGUUAUGACUUCCGGGUCAUCGCAGUCAACGACUACGGCUUUGGCACCCCCAGCAGCCCCUCCCAGUCUGUACCAGCCCAGAAAGCCAACCCGUUCUACGAGGAGUGGUGGUUCCUGGUGGUCAUCGCGCUGGUCGGCCUCAUCUUCAUCCUGCUGCUUGUCUUUGUGCUCAUCAUCCGGGGCCAGAGCAAGAAGUAUGCCAAGAAGACAGACUCGGGGAACAGUGCCAAGUCUGGUGCCCUGGGCCACGGGGAGAUGAUGAGCUUGGACGAAAGCAGUUUUCCUGCCCUGGAACUCAACAACCGACGACUCUCCGUCAAGAACUCCUUCUGCCGGAAGAACGGCCUAUACACCAGGUCUCCGCCCCGGCCCAGCCCGGGCAGCCUGCACUACUCUGAUGAGGAUGUCACCAAGUACAACGACCUCAUCCAGGCAGAGAGCAGCAGCCUGACCGAGAAGCCCUCGGAAAUCUCUGACUCUCAGGGAAGCGACAGCGAGUACGAGGUUGACCCGAACCACCAGAAGGCCCACUCUUUUGUCAACCACUACAUCAGCGACCCCACGUAUUACAACUCAUGGCGGAGGCAGCAAAAGGGCAUCUCGAGGGCCCAGGCGUACAGCUACACGGAGAGCGACUCUGGGGAGCCGGACCACACCACCGUCGCCAACAGCAGCAGCGCCCAGCAGGGCAGCCUCUUUCGGCCCAAGGCCAGCAGGACCCCAACGCCCCAAAACCCCCCGAACCCCCCGAGUCAGCAGAGCACCCUCUACCGCCCCCCCAGCAGCCUUGCCCCUGGCUCCCGGGCUCCCAUAGCAGGAUUUUCAUCAUUUGUUUGAUGUCUGAAGAGGAAAAAAAAGAGAAGAAAAAUGGCACCAAACUCCCCCUCCACCUCUCCCCGCAGCACCGCCUGCCAGAAAACAAAAACACCAAGAAACCAAGUCAACUGUUCACCUCCUGAGUUUAUUUUUCCAGAUUCCAGAGCCAGCAAAGCUGGUGUGAGAAGGAAGGAGAAGGAAACCACCAGAGGACGUGUGUGGCCAGCGAUUGGUCAGCUUCAGACUGUAGGGCUUGCUGCGCCCUCGGGGGAAGGGGAGGAGCUGGGGGUGGGGCUGCGGUGGGCACGGUGGGCACGAGUGGGUCAGGAGAGGAAGAGAAAAGGCAAAGGGCUGGAGGGCUGCGAGGCAGGCGUGGCUGAAGGGAGAAGAAGCUUCUGGAAAUCCAGCUGGCUGCCCCCUUCUGGCAUAUGCCAGAGCCCUGGGCCCGCUGUCGGGGGGAUGCUAUGCCAGGAUGGGCACCCCUGCGGGUGAAACUCACCUCCUCUCCCUUCACCCGACCAGUGCCACGUAUGUCCCUGUCAGGGACAGAUGACCCUGCGGCCCCCUGCCCUGCUCCUCACCCUGCACUGCCCCCCCUUUCUUGCUCAACUUCCCCUGCAAGCAUUUGGUUUAUUUACAAAGCGGAAAACAUUUGAAGGAUGGGAAUUUGCCUAGCUAGCUCCUUGUUCCUAACAUAUAAUGCUUUUUUCUUGUGAAUCCAAGGACGAGGGCCCCUAGGCUUGCGCGAGAGUCUCCCCCCCUCCCCCGCCACCCCCGCCACUGAGCCUAGCUGUCCCUUUCCUUGAAGUCACUUUCUGAGCACAGAUGAGGAGAGAAGAACUUUGGGGACAGAGUAGGGGCACGGGCCACACAUCACUGGGAUAAUUGGAUGUAACGCAGGAAGUCAGGAAUGUAAGAAGGUGACUUGUUUUUUUUUCCAAUUCAGGUACCAGCCGUCCCUUCCUUAAAGGAAGAGAGAAAAGGGAACUACUUGGACAAGGAAAUUAAGUUUGCCUGGGGCUGGUGAGCUAGGCGGGGAAGAGGGAUGGCCAUAUCAGACACACCACUCUCCCUCUCUCUUCUCUUCUCUCUUCUCUCUUCUCUCUUCUCUCUUCUCUUUCUCUCUCUCUCUCUCUCUCACACGCACUUGCAAGGGAAAGAGGGGGGAUCCUCCCCAAUAGAAAUUCCUUUGGGUUCUUCUAGCCAAACAGGAACUCACUCUCAGAUCCGUGCUCCUUUCACUCUCGAUCCACAGUUCUCUGUGUCUGAAACACCCCUCCUCCUAAGCACGGGGACUCAGAAGCCCAGAGGGGUGGCCAAGUCCCUGGUCCAGGGACCAGAGCCGCCAUAGUUUGCUCAAUCCACUCAGCACAAGGUUUACAAAGAGUCAAAGACCAUCCCCACCCCCAGUGAUGUCUUCUAGGCUUGGCUCAGCCUAGCCAGUGCCUGGAGUGAGGAGGGGCCGGCCCAAACUGGACACAGGUCCUGAGAUGCACAGCCAGGCCGGCCGGGAGGAGCCGGUCAGAUGGGACCGAGGGACAGGAAUAGCUGAUGGGAGGCAAAGCUUUCACACACACACAAUCUGCUGCAAGGAAUGUUUAAAAAGCUACUCUGGUGGCCUGCAUCUUCCUAUUAGCUCGACUUCCAGAUUCAGGGGUUAGGGGGAGACUUUCUAUCUAAUUCCCUGGGCACCCCCACAGUUGGGGAUGGACACAGCUUCUGGAGAGAUGACCCAGCCAGCACGUUAAUGGGCAGGGCUCAAUGGGGAGCCCAGCACGGGUACUGCUGGCCCUGCCCGGGGGCAGAAGUGGGAGAAGCAGUGCCCUAUUUUGGAGAGUGGGGAGAACAGUUAGGGGAGAGGCCUAAGAGUGGAGGAUUUGGGGAGCAAGCCAAGGGAAGAGAGGGCCUGAGGAAAGGGCAGACCCAGCCAUGGGCUCCUCCCCAAGCACCGGGACCCCUGGGAACCGUGUACAGGGGCAGUUGGAAGACAGCUCAGCAGUCUGACCCGGCUCCGGGGCCCAGAGCGUCUCCACAAAGGCGGUCUUGGAAGGGAAGCAUAGUCGUUCCCCCAAAGGGGGACACGGGCCUGAGAGUCUCUUCCAUACACAUCUGGCAUCUCCAUACAGCACAUCUGCAACUGCCUGCGACUGAUCACGUAGCUGCUUUCUCUUUCAUCUUCUCUUUCUCUCUCUCUCUUUUUUUUAACAGCGUGGUCCUCUUCCCUAUCUGCUGUGUGUUUAACCAUUUAAGGAAGUUCCCAGUUUGCAUUAGGGAAUUAUUCCAGCCCAGCCCACUGAGGCAGUUUUUGGGGGGAGGCAGGGAUGAGUAAAAACGUGUGUGUGGGGGGGGGGCGCGUGCGUGCGCACAUGUGUGUUGCAUAUGAGGCCACAUUUCCUUUGCCUGGUGCGCUAAUGUUCGCCCUCACCCCCCCUCCCCACGUCCUCAUUCACACCCGUGCUGACACACGUACAGGCGGAAAGGCACCCUGGGCUCACGCACAUACACACAUACAUAUGCACAGAACACAAAUUGCGUGUGUGUCAGCGAAGAGGCUCUUGCAACUCCCUCUGAUGGCGUAAGUUGUCUCUGUGAGGCACUGGCAGCCUGAGUCAGUCCCACUUGGGCCACAGCUGGGAUCUGCUGUCUGAGAGGACAAGGACACUGUGCAAACCAGGGAACUCUUAGACGAGCCCAGGAAGGCAGGCUGGGCCCGAGGCGAAAGUCCACCCUUAGUCCCUACCCUCCCAUCUGAAAUGUUGCCUCCACUGCCCCAGCCACACCUGGAAGACAAGGUCUCCAGCUGGGGAACUCUAGGUUUCUGGGAGGACAUCUUUUUGCCUUUGUUUACAUAUCUGCUGGGGCAGUGGAGGCUCCCAACCCCCAUCCAGACACCUGGCUGCAUGGGGAUGGUGUGGUGGGCACUGCCCAUGGGUAACAGGGAGGUUUCCUGGGCCAGUGAUGCCAAGACCCCUGUCCAUGGGACUCCAUCCGAAGCAGGUUCACAGCAGGACACUGGCCACCUGGCACCUCUGGCUUUGCCUGGCUCUGGCCUUGGGAAAUCUCCUGUUGUUGCACCCAGCAGCUCACACUUGGCACAUCAGGGUUCCUCUUCCCCAUCCUAGCCAUGCCUCCAGGUUCCCAUUAGCUCCGAACCCAGACUGCAAGAUGAACCAAAAAGCUGCUCUGAGUUCCAGAAGCACCUCCCUCUCAGGGCUCCAGGGAGUUUGCAAACCCAGGCUGCCUGUCCUUCUGUCCCUCACCUGACACUGCCGUGAUCCAGAGGAGACAGCACACACUGCCUCAAGGUCUUCUGUCUCUGGCCACACCUCCCUGGGCCAUGCUUUUAAAGGUGCCAGAGCCGCCACAUAGCCCACCCUGGGCAUUCCCUCACCUUCCCAUGGUGCCCGCACUGGGGGAGGGGCUGGAGGCCAGGAGCGGGGAGGUGAUGCCAUCUGAGCAGCAGCCGCUGGCUCCUGAGUGCCUCUGUGUGGUCCUGCCCAGUGCACCCCUGACCACCGCCCUGAGCACAGGUGCCCUCUUGGGACCCCCCCCCUUCCAUUUGUUUCUGUAAGAAUAACCAAAAGCAUUUAAAUGCGUUACCUUUCUUUACUCAUGGACUCCAAAAACAAAAACCAACACAAAUCUUUAUUUUUUGAUUUAAAAGAUAUAAUGAAAAAUUAUGGGGAGAGUAUUCAUUAUGGCAGGUGUCUAUCUGUAAGAAAAUAUAUAUAUAUAUCUAUAUGUCAUAUAGCUUGUUAGCAGGUUUAUUUUUUAAAUGAAAGGUAAGGAAGAAUCUGAUUUGAAAUAUAUACCACGAGAAGUCCCAUGUCCUGUCAAAC
Molecule: messenger RNA, 8851 nt
Organism: Hipposideros armiger (great roundleaf bat)
Lineage: Eukaryota; Metazoa; Chordata; Mammalia; Chiroptera; Hipposideridae
Product: protein sidekick-2
Exons: 34
Coding region: 57-5033 (1658 amino acids)
Molecular function (GO): protein binding
Source: RefSeq, a predicted model, not a curated record